UUCAGUCAUGGCCUCCGGCAACGCCUCCAUCGGAAAGCCCGCCCCGGACUUCACGGCCACCGCCGUGGUGGACGGCGCCUUCACGGAGGUCAAGCUUUCGGACUACCGAGGGAAGUACGUGGUCCUCUUUUUCUACCCAUUGGACUUCACCUUCGUGUGCCCCACGGAGAUCAUCGCCUUCAGCGAGCAUGCCGAAGACUUCCGAAAGCUGGGUUGCGAGGUCCUGGGCGUCUCUGUCGACUCUCAGUUUACCCAUCUGGCCUGGAUCAACACCCCGCGGAAAGAGGGCGGCUUGGGCCCCCUGAACAUCCCCCUGCUGGCUGAUGUGACCAGAAGCUUGUCCCUUAAUUAUGGCGUGUUGAAAAAAGAUGAAGGCAUCGCCUACAGGGGCCUCUUCAUCAUCGAUGGCAAGGGUGUCCUUCGUCAGAUCACUGUCAACGACUUACCUGUGGGGCGCUCUGUGGAUGAGGCUCUGCGCCUGGUCCAGGCCUUCCAGUACACAGAUGAGCACGGAGAGGGUGAGUCGUUCUGCGCGUGCCUGUUCACGGUGGAGAGUCGCACCUCCGCUACCUGUCAAUCAAGUGGAUUGAUGGGAGGCUGCCUGCCCCAGUCCUUAGACCGCCGUGACGUCACUGAGCAGAAUCGGCCCAUAUAUGGACAUCGCUUCCGCUGCGUCAGCGGGGAAAGCCCCGUGGCGGGCGGGGAGACUGGGCGGGGCCGCGCAGGCGCACUGCGCAUCCUGCGCUGGGCAGCUUGUCACCGAGUCCUGCUGGACCGGCCACCGUCACCGCCGCCGCCUCUGGAGCUCGGGAACGCGGUGGAGGGUGGCAGGCUUGGGCUGGAUCUUACAAUGCCUGGACGGGGCUGA
Molecule: messenger RNA, 868 nt
Organism: Dipodomys ordii (Ord's kangaroo rat)
Lineage: Eukaryota; Metazoa; Chordata; Mammalia; Rodentia; Heteromyidae
Gene: Prdx2
Product: peroxiredoxin 2
Exons: 5
Coding region: 8-868 (286 amino acids)
Biological process (GO): cellular response to stress; removal of superoxide radicals; cell redox homeostasis
Cellular component (GO): cytosol
Molecular function (GO): thioredoxin peroxidase activity
Source: RefSeq, a predicted model, not a curated record